Molecule: messenger RNA, 1166 nt
Organism: Hemicordylus capensis (graceful crag lizard)
Lineage: Eukaryota; Metazoa; Chordata; Lepidosauria; Squamata; Cordylidae
Product: cytochrome b-245 light chain
Exons: 6
Coding region: 258-818 (186 amino acids)
Biological process (GO): superoxide anion generation
Cellular component (GO): NADPH oxidase complex
Molecular function (GO): heme binding
Source: RefSeq, a predicted model, not a curated record
CGGCGGCUCUUCCUCCUCCUGCUGCUGCUGCUGCUGUUUCCGCCGGAGGAGUCCCGGGAGGAGGCGGCGUCGAGGGGAGUCCGCGGGCGCCUCUCCGGGCGCAGCGGCGCGGGCAGGAGGGGACCCAGAGGCGCGCGGGGCGUUCCUGGCUGGCCAGGGGUGGAGCAGGAAGGGGCGUCGUCGCGGCGGGGCUGCCUGCGAGGAGGGCCGCUGGGCUGCUGCUGCUGCUGCCGCCUCCAUCCCUCGGCGGCGCGAUCAUGGCGCGCAUCGAGUGGGCCAUGUGGGCCAACGAGCAGGCGCUGGCCGCCGGCCUGAUUCUAGUGACCGGUGGAAUUGUGGCAGUUUCUGGCCAGUUCAAAGGCUGGGAAUUUGCAGCAUAUGCAAUAGUAGCUGGAGUGUUUGUUUGCCUGCUGGAGUACCCUCGGGGGAAGCGGAAAAAGGGGUCCACCAUGGAGAGGAGUGGCCAGAAGUGUUUCACAGCCGUGGUGAAAGUGUUUGGACCCCUCACGAGGAAUUAUUACAUUCGAGCCAUUCUCCACGCCAGCUUGGCAGUCCCAGCUGGAUUCUUGCUGUCCACGAUCCUUGGCACCGUCUGCCUGGCCAUAGCGAGUGGCAUCUACUUACUGGCUGCCAUCCGUGGCGAAGAAUGGAUUCCCAUUGAAUCCCGGCCGAAGGAACGAGCACAACUUGGAGUCACCAUUAAGCACCCGCCGACCAACCCACCGCCUCGGGCUCCAGUCAACGCUCGCAAGAGGCCGGCUGAUGCAGAGGCCGGCGGGCAUGAAAACCCCAUCGCAGUCCUCCCCGGAGGGGAGUGACCGGCGGGCUGGUGCCUGAGGGGCCUGUUCUGCUGCACCUGGGGGGAAGGGAUAGCCGCCCUAUGGCUACCCUGCGGAUAUUUUCUUUUACCUGUCCUGUAGUCUACCUCCAUGGACACUUACCCACCGCCAGCCAGCCCACCAGCCGCCAUGUUGGUGUCGCCAGGGGGCCUGGUGGCGGCCAUCUUGUUUCUCUCCACAGGGUUGUGAAGAUUCAGGCAGGGCUGCCUGCUGCUGGCCUCAGAAGCGUGGCAGCUGGCCCCAUUUUCUGUCUUGGAAUCACUUUGUACUUCUUCUAGGGUUCCUCCUCAUGUGCCUACAUUAUAAUAAAAUGAGUGGAAGAUCUCA